Molecule: messenger RNA, 1978 nt
Organism: Gambusia affinis (western mosquitofish)
Lineage: Eukaryota; Metazoa; Chordata; Actinopteri; Cyprinodontiformes; Poeciliidae
Gene: lg05h8orf76
Exons: 8
Coding region: 128-1078 (316 amino acids)
Molecular function (GO): protein binding
Source: RefSeq, a predicted model, not a curated record
UCCGUCGGAGCAGCUCAUGACGGACCGAGGGACUGUCUUCAAAAACAAACUCGUGAAGCUGAGUUGAAAUAUUUGGAUCAAUUUCUUUCGUUGGAAUAGCAUAUUUUAUGAGGCUUUUUGGUUCUGGAUGGAGAUAUUCGGCAGCACCUUUGAUGACUCUGUGUUUUCAGAGGCCAGGGAGCGGGUGUGUGAGUCUCUGUCGUCUUACAACGCCAAACUGUGUGAACCAGAGUGGUUUUGUGAGAGCACCGCUCUGGACACGGACGAUUCCUUGGAGAAGCAGAAAGUGUUCAAGUUCAGAGGUGACCUGGCUUUGAGACAAGGGAACUAUCAGAGAGCCCUGGAUGCGUACAGCAGCUGCCUGCAGUGGAUCGCAGACAACAACCUGACCAUCAGGCGCGACGUCCUGGAGGGAAUGGCUCGAUGCUGCACCAAGCUGGGACAAAGGGAGCAGGCGCUGGAGUUGGCUGAAUUACUGAACAAAGAAGCCUCCAACACCUGCCACCUGACCAGCCUCCUGCUGCUCAAAGUCAGCAUCUACCAGCACUUUGGCUGUGUGGGGCCUCAGAGGUUCUGCCUGCAGCAGCUGUGCAGCCUGCUGCCCUUUAACCCCUGGCACUGGUUCAACCUGGGUCAGACGUGUUUACAGCUGCUGGACUGCGACUCAGACAUGGAACGUUCAUCAGGGGCUGUGAAUGGGGAGUCUGAGGAGGACCAGGAGGGGGCAGCAGAGUUCACAAAGGACCGGGUCUGGCUGAGAGCUUGCAUGUGUUUCAUCAGAACACGGCUCUUGUUGAGAAUCCUGCGCCAGCAGCAGUCCUCCUUUGUGUUGCAGCGCAGUGUAAAGACUCUCCAGAUCACAGAAGAGGCUCUGCAGCGACUGAAUCCUAAAGAAGCAACGCUGCAGGCUCUCACCGAGGUGAUGUCAGAGGACCUGAUCCCAGAGAAGAUGAGGGAGGACUACCAGGACGGCGAGAGCCUGACCUUGGUGAGCUUGCAGAGCUUCAGAGAGCGCUGGUGGAGCAGCGUUUUACUGGCUGGAGCGUCACAGAUUAAUGGACCGCAGGCUAAACCUUAAUGCUGCUGGAAUCGAUGUUUGAAGCCAAACUGGCAGAGGACUUCAGAUCACGCUGAAGAUUCUUCAAACGAAUAUUUGUUGCAAAUUUAGCAUUGUUGCAGUAUAUUUAAUUAUUAUUUUUAUUUGGAUGACCAAAGAAUAAGCAAUGUGUUGCCGGUAAGAGUAUCUGUGAGUAUUAUAUGUACAACAUAUUGUGCUCUGUGUAAACAGUUUUGUUUAUAUUUUAUUAUCUGUGUCUUUUUAUUUCUUCUUUUCUUCAAAACUGUUAUAUGUUCUAUAAAUUAAUACAUGUUUUUCUUUUCUACAACAUAUUUUGUCUUAAAUACUACAUUCAAGUUCUGUAUGCUUAUAGAAAAUGUCACCAAAAAUGGUAAAAAAAAACAAAACGGGAUUCAGAUGUCGGAUGUUUUUGACAAACUUUGACAUUUCUCUGUGAGGUGCCUUCAGAUGACAUUUGUAAUUAAACUGAACUGGAUUGGAUUUAAUCAAGUUUGUCCUCACAAACACUAAACGAGAUGAGAAACUCCAGCCUGGCAGGUUAUUCAAUAUUUAAGGGGAAAACUCGACACAGCAGAAUGUUUUUAGUAGGCAGUAGGAAAACCAAAUCAUGUUUAUAACAGACCAGAAAGGCCAAUCAGAGUCACUGGAACGGACACAGUGUCGUGUUAAGGCACUUCUCAAAGACGGGAUCGGAUAAUCUGUCAAUUUUCAAAGACGAUCGCUGAACCAGAAAAGCGGUGCUUUGCAAAUCGAUUCAUUUCCAGUGAAGUUUUCCCAGUUUCUCUUGCCGUAAGCUUAUUCUGUUUAGGAUUUCAUGUGACAGUCGGACACAAAGUGAAAUGGAGUGGAACCUAAAUAAUGAUUUUUUUUUCCCAAAUUAAAAAUCUGUUUAGUCUGGCA